AUGCAGAAUCGCUGGGACAAGGAAGCGACGCUCUACAAGAGCUUUAACGAGGACAGAUCUAGCUUCGGCUAUCUCACGUAUGCCGAGGCCAAGAACCGCAAGGAUGUGCUCAAUCGCUCCUUCUCGCCGGCUGCCAUCGAGAGCUCCGAGGGUCUGUUGAUUGAAAAGACCAAGGCUCUCUGUGCAGCCUUUGAGCGGCAGAGCAAGGCUUCCGCAAGUGUUGAUCUGUUUUACGCAUUCCGCUGCAUGAGUAUAGAUGUCAUUACGACCUUUUGCUUUGGCAAAUCCAUCCAUGCGGUGGAUGAGCCUGACUUCAAGGCGCCCAUUGUCGUGGCUCUUGACGCGGCUACCCCUGUUGCUAUGUACUUCAAGUAUUCUGAUUUGUUCAAGAACUUCAUACUGAAAUGUCCGCCUAAUCUGUCCAAGAAGCUUAGCCCGUUGACAGCGGGCAUGAUCGAUCUAAACCAGGUAUGUCCCUCGCUCGCUGGGGCAGCGGCCUACUGA
Molecule: messenger RNA, 504 nt
Organism: Alternaria infectoria
Lineage: Eukaryota; Fungi; Ascomycota; Dothideomycetes; Pleosporales; Pleosporaceae
Exons: 2
Coding region: 1-504 (167 amino acids)
Molecular function (GO): monooxygenase activity; heme binding; oxidoreductase activity, acting on paired donors, with incorporation or reduction of molecular oxygen
Source: RefSeq, a predicted model, not a curated record